AUGCCGAGUUGCUCAGAACAGAGCGGUGGCGGCGGUGGUGGUGGUGGUGGUGGUGGUGUAUUUGCUGUUGGUAAGGUUGAAAAAAAUGAUGAUGCUGACCAAAAGAUUGAACAAGAUGGCAUCAAACCUGAAGAUAAAGCUCAUAAGGCAGCCACCAAAAUUCAGGCCAGCUUCCGUGGACACAUAACAAGGAAAAAGCUCAAGGGGGAAAAGAAGGGAGAUGCCCGAGCUGCUGAGGCUGAUGCGAAUGAGAAGAAGGAAGAAGCUGCCGCCACCGCCGAUGCAGUGGAGAAAAAAGAGAGUGACGCCCCUGCAGCUACGGAAGCUGCCCCAGCUGCUGGUGCUAAGCCAGAAGAGGCCAGCAAAGCUGGGGAGACUCCUUCAGAGGAGAAGGAGGCCAGCGCCCAGGCUGCUGCUUCUGAGCAGCCGGCCUCCAAGGCCACUGCCCCAUCAGAGGAGAAGCCGGCCUCCGCUGAAACAGAAAGUGCCACUAAAGCUUCCACUGACAACUCGCCGUCCUCCAAGGCUGAAGAUGCCCCUGCCAAGGAGGAGUCUAAACAAGCCGACGUGCCUGCUGCUGUCCCCGCUGCUGCUGCCGCCACUCCUGCUGCAGAGGACGCUGCUGCCGCCAAGGCAGCAGCCCAGCCUCAAACCGAGGCAGCAGAAAGCAGCAAAACUGAAGAGAAGACAGAAGCUGUAGAAGAAACCAAACCUAUGGAAAGUGCCCAGCAGGAGGAGGAGAAAGGAGAUGAGAGCAAGGCGGACCAAGAACAUGCCUGAACCUUAAAGAAAUGACUCCCUGCCUCCCCUCCCUCCCUCCUCCUGACCCAUGUCUCUCUGCACCCUCUACCCUCCCCCCACUCCUGAGUCCCCCUUCCUAUCCUGCUCACAUCUGUGGGCCUGUCUUCUCCCCCUGCCCCCCACAACCCUCUUUCUCUCUGUGUGGCAAACAUUUAAAAAAAAAAGCAGGAAAGAUCCCAAGUCAAACAGUGUGGCUUAAACAUUUCUUUGUUUCUUGGUGUUGUUAUGGCGAGUUUUUUGGUAAUGAUGAUCCAAUCAUUUGGGAAAUUCUUGCACUGUAUCCAAGUUUUUUGAUCUGGUGCGUGUGGCCCUCUGGGAGUCCACACUCCCUCUCUCUCUGUUCCAAGUGUGUGUGCAAUGUUCCGUUCAUCUGAGGAGUUCAAACUAUCGAGUGAAUUCAAAAACGUUUUUCUUUUCUCCUUUUCAAUGUGAUGGAAUGAACUAAAAAGGAAAAAAAAUUAAAAACCCAGUUUGUUUUAAAAAAAAUAAAGCAAAUGUGCCAAUUAGCGUAACUUGCGGCUCCAAGGCUCCUUUUUCAAUCUGAAUAUUAAUAAAUGAUGAGAGUAAUCAUA
Molecule: messenger RNA, 1373 nt
Organism: Trichosurus vulpecula (common brushtail)
Lineage: Eukaryota; Metazoa; Chordata; Mammalia; Diprotodontia; Phalangeridae
Gene: GAP43
Product: growth associated protein 43
Exons: 4
Coding region: 1-780 (259 amino acids)
Biological process (GO): axon regeneration; axon choice point recognition; tissue regeneration
Cellular component (GO): postsynaptic density; cytoplasm; plasma membrane
Molecular function (GO): phosphatidylserine binding; phosphatidylinositol phosphate binding; calmodulin binding
Source: RefSeq, a predicted model, not a curated record